Molecule: messenger RNA, 123 nt
Organism: Funneliformis caledonium
Lineage: Eukaryota; Fungi; Glomeromycota; Glomeromycetes; Glomerales; Glomeraceae
Source: the annotation of a GenBank genome assembly
GUCAAAGACUACAGCCGCUUUAUGCCGCCGUUUUGCAUGAUCAUUUUCGAGAGUCAAAUAAAGAAAUCAGUUUAAUUAUUCUUCUGUUCAAGAAACAGAACAAACGAAUCGCAAAUGGUGAGA